GGACUCCCGGAAAAGUCACAGGGAAGAGGACGCUGCGGGAUUUCGUAGAAGCCAAUAAAGAUAGUUUCUGAGGCUCCGUUAAUCACAUAGGUAGCAAUGAGCAUGUGUGAUAUAGUUGUCGCGUAGUGCCCAGUUAUAAAAAAUUAUUAUAAAGCUCGAGACUUCACUGAUCGCCGAUCACCUUUUCUUUGCGUCAAAUUUACCCACGUUACACAUUUUAUCUUCUACCAGCGAAAAAACAAAUAUUCAUGAGCAUCGCAGGCGGCGACGACGACGCAGCUUCCGAUGGCGCUGUAGAAGCUCUCACUAUCUUAGGAGAGCACCUCAUCAACACAAUCCUUGAAGGUGGUUCUCAGGAAACCAUCAAGGAGAUCAUCGACCAAGGCGCGCCGUUAUGGUAUCAAAACGACAGCGAAGGCCUCUCCCCGCUACACGCUGCGGCGUACAUGCAGGAUCAAAGCCUCGUCAAAGCCUUUCUAGAGGGGGGAGCCGUGUGGAAUGCAGUCGACCACUUAAACAACACAGCGGGAGAUAUCGCGCUUUCUUUUAAUAAUCAGGAACUAUACACAACAAUACGAGAUGCGGGGAUCCGUGCCGAAAUGCUCCUCGCGCUUUUGGGUUCUGGGGCGACGCCAGAACCAUCCUCUAACCUGGUCCUCAAGAACGCAGAUAACUCAGCAGCCGCUUCUACGGACACGUUUCUGGCUUCGAAUCUGUCAUUUAAAGCCGAUGAAACCGGUCAGGAAAUUUGCGUCGUAAAAUUGGACGAUGAUGAAGAGGUUGGCGUCAUGAUGGGUUGGGAGAGGCCAAUUAUGGAAGAAACGGUUCGUUGUCUCUGUUCUGAUGGUGGACGGCAGGGAUUAAAGGUACUCAACGUGGGCUUCGGACUGGGAAUUAUCGAUUCACUUUUCCAAUCUCUCUCGAUCCCUCCUUCCGACCAUGUCAUCAUCGAACCCCACCCUGAUGUUCUGCGGCACAUGAAGGAACUUGGUUGGUUGGAUCGACCGGGAGUUAGAGUGCUGCAGGGCAAGUGGCAAGACUGGAUCAAUUCUGACGAACUCGUGGCAUACGGGGGAUUUGAUGUGAUAUACACGGAUACCUUUUCAGAAGACUAUUCUGAUCUUCGCCGCUUUUUUGAGUACCUCCCGGAUCUAAUGUCAGGACCCAACGCCCGGUUCGGGUUUUUCAACGGUCUUGGCGCCACUAACCCUCUUUUCUAUGAUGUAUAUACCCAUGUAGCCGAGUUGCACUUGGCUGACGUGGGUGUUGAUGUGGAGUGGAAGGACGUCGACGUUGGCGAUGGCAAGGAUCGAUGGGGAAAGACUCGCCAGUAUUUCAGUCUACCUCGGUAUCGGUUACCAGUGGGCAGAAUGGGAGUACUAUCUUAGACCAUGCCCAUAUCGUAUAAAAUCCACCCCAAAACCCAGUGUAAUUAAGAUUGAAUGACUUGUAUAGUUAAUAAUAAAUAGAUAUAGAACGAAAGGAGCGAUGUCAUGCGAGGGAUAGUACUAAGUGCCAUAAGGUACAAUGAUGGACAGGAAUAU
Desarmillaria tabescens is the source of this 1544-nucleotide messenger RNA. RefSeq names its product arginine methyl transferase. Bases 249 to 1388 code for a protein of 379 amino acids. Gene Ontology annotation, cellular component: cytoplasm; nucleus. Gene Ontology annotation, molecular function: protein arginine N5-methyltransferase activity; protein binding. Gene Ontology annotation, biological process: peptidyl-arginine methylation. The record is from RefSeq and is a predicted model, not a curated record. Lineage: Eukaryota; Fungi; Basidiomycota; Agaricomycetes; Agaricales; Physalacriaceae. The transcript is spliced from 6 exons.